Messenger RNA from Rubroshorea leprosula, 646 nucleotides. NCBI's taxonomy places the organism in Eukaryota, Viridiplantae, Streptophyta, Magnoliopsida, Malvales, Dipterocarpaceae. The record is from the annotation of a GenBank genome assembly.
AUAUGAGAAUGACGGAAUUUGAAAAUUAAGAAGCGCAGUCGCCCUCGCCUUGACAUUGACUUAUAGCCUCCAAGGAGCAAGCUGGACUCGAGCCUCUACUGCUUGAAACGACGUCGUUUGGACCAUGGUCACCGUUUCAUCUCCUACCGGGCUGUUUCUGCUUCAAUCCCUUUCGCCUUUCUACUUCAGGCCCUCAGAAGUUGUAGGGUGUAUGGCAUUCAAUUUGGUGAGUUCUGUAGUGUUUUCCUUUACCCACUUACCAAAUUUGAUGCCAGUUCCUGUUGUGUAGGACAAAGUGUCAUGCCUAUUAGGGGAUUUUGCUGCUGUGUUAUAUCAUUUUCAGGGAACAUCUUGGUAUAAGUAAAGUAGUGCAGCUUAUGGUUUCUUGAGGGACUGCUAAUUUGAAUAAUCUAAGAAAAUACGUGAACCAUGUUUCUUUGCCCCUUCCCCUUUAAUUACUUCUGUAUUCUGAUCUGGUAUGGAGUAAACAAACUUGUAAGGUGACGGCCAUCUAUUUUGUAAAGUUUUAAAAGUGAAUGUAGGGUAGAAGGAUUGAUGAAACAAGACAGUGUGAGUGCUUGUGGGGGCUCACGUCUCUGUUCUUCUCUCCUUUUCCCUUUUCAAUUAUUAAAAUUCAUUGUCUUUU